Messenger RNA from Strigops habroptila (Kakapo), 2060 nucleotides. RefSeq names its product transmembrane protein 79 (gene TMEM79). The record is from RefSeq and is a predicted model, not a curated record. The coding region runs from base 838 to 1938 and encodes 366 amino acids. Gene Ontology annotation, biological process: regulated exocytosis. The transcript has 5 exons. Gene Ontology annotation, cellular component: trans-Golgi network membrane; lysosomal membrane. Lineage: Eukaryota; Metazoa; Chordata; Aves; Psittaciformes; Psittacidae.
CUCUCCGCCCUGCCAGUACUUGGUGCUGGCAAACAUGGUGCCCGCGCCGGCCUCAGCCACGGCCUAGUGCGGGCCUGUGGGGCCUCGCCAUGGCUGCCCCUCGCUGUGGGGCUGGCAGAGGCUGUGGGGCAGACAGCACUGUGGGGCUGACAGGGGCUGUGGGGCAGACAGCGCUGUGGGGCUGACAGCACUGUGGGGCUGGCAGGGCUGUGGAGCUGACAGGGGCUGUGGGGCUGACAGCGCUGUGGGGCUGGCAGUGCUGUGGCGCUGGUAGGGGCUGUGGGGCUGGCAGGGCUGUGGAGCUGACAGGGGCUGUGGAGCUGACAGGGGCUGUGGGGCUGGCAGUGCUGUGGGGCUGGCAGGGGCUGUGGGGCUGACAUGAGACAGAUGGAACGGCUUUGGGAGUUCCUCCUCAUCCCUUGGGAAUCCCUGCCCAGCGCUGGGAUGCCUCAUGGCGCACACACGGUGGAGCCGAGGUGCUGCUGCCCAGGCCGGGGGCUCUCUUUGGAGCUUCACCCUUGGGCCCGGCCACAGGAGUGGCAUCGACACGGCUCCAGCAUGGACACGGCUCCAGCGUGGACACAGCUCCAGCGUGGACACGGCUCCAGCCUGCUCCCACCCCAGCCGUUGGCUUCUUCUCCUCCUCCAAGCACAGAGCCUUGGGUUUGAGGUCCAGAGAGAGCAGGAGAGACCUGGAGAAGGUGGAAGCGCUGCGGAGCCUCCCCAGGAGCCCCAUGGCCCCGCUCUGCAGCCCAAGGUGAAGUGGAAGGAGCCGGAGCCACGUCCCCCCUCGGCACCUCAAAGCACCAGCGAGUUCCUUCCUCCGCAGCCACCCUCAUGUCUGCUGCAGACCCCGUCCUGCCCCCCGAGGAGGUGGCUUUGCUGGAGCUGGGGAAGGGGGCCCCGGCCACCCCCCUGGACAAGGUGCCCCCAGUGCUGGGGGACCCCGAUGCCACCCUGCCAUGGGACCGGUGCCAGCUCAGUGCCGCGCCGGGGAGGAGACGGGCGAGCCCUGAAGGUGGCCGCGAAGACCCUGAGGAGGCCACCGUGGUCCCCAAGGCUGAGCCUGGAGAUGAGGAAGCCCCCGGGCUGCCCGUGGUGGCGUCCCAUGUCUUUGUGCCCAUAGACCCCCAGUGCAUUGAGCAGAGCCCCGGCAAGCUGAAGAAGCAGCAGGAGGAGGGCAAAGGGGGGUACCUGCCCCCCAGUGACCGACCCAGCAGCCAGCGCCAGAAGCAGGUCUUCCUCCCCAUGGGUCCCUCACGCUACAGGGACCCACUGGGCUUCAAGGGGCGAGUGGCCAAGCCAAGUGAAGGAGCACGGUGCCCAUGUGCUAAGGACUGUGAUGGUGGCAACCUCAAGGCUGUGGCCUCAGUGGUGGGGGCUCUGCUCCUCUGCCCCUGCCUCAUCUAUGGGGCCUACGUCUUCCUGCCCUUCGAUGCCCCACUGCUGCCCACCAUCAGCACCCGCCUGGUGUACACGCUGCGCUGCGCCUCCUUUGCCACGUUCCCCAUCGUUCUGGGUAUGAUCGUCAGCGGCAUCUCACGCCUCUGCUCCUCCGCGCUGGAGCCCUUCGGGGAGCUGCAGCGGGAGGUGGAGAUCCACCGCACCUACGUGGCGCAGUCCAUCCACCUCUUCAUCCUCUACUUCUUCAACAUGGCUGUCCUGGCCACCUACCUCCAGCAGGAGGUCCUCAAGCUCAUCCCCCUGCUCACAGGGCUCUUUGCCAUCUCCAGGUUGAUUUACUGGUUGGCCUACGCCAUCGGGCGCUCCUUCCGCGUCUUUGGCUUCAGCAUGAGCUUCCUGCCCCUCCUGGCCAUGCUCCUCUGGAACCUCUACAGCAUGUUAGUCCUGGAGCCCGAGAACCUCCUGGCCGUGGCGGAGGCAAAGCCUGAGGAUCACUCCAAGAACACUGGAGCCAAACUCCGGUACUGGGGAUGAGGGGACCCCCAGGAUGGGGGGCAGGUAGAUGUGGCCGGGUCCUACUUCCCUGCCUGCUCUCCCCGUUGCCCUGCCCUGGGCGGGUGAGCCCCAUGGCCCAAUAAAACACUUUGCUAAGUGCU